Ctenopharyngodon idella (grass carp) is the source of this 5031-nucleotide messenger RNA. RefSeq names its product zinc finger MYM-type protein 4. The transcript is spliced from 30 exons. Bases 343 to 4701 code for a protein of 1452 amino acids. Gene Ontology annotation, molecular function: zinc ion binding. The record is from RefSeq and is a predicted model, not a curated record. Lineage: Eukaryota; Metazoa; Chordata; Actinopteri; Cypriniformes; Xenocyprididae.
AUAUUGAGCUUGUUGGGAAGCAGCAGGAGCUCGAUUCGCGUUGUUUCUUUGGCGAAAGGCUUUGUACGUACAAUACUAAAGUGAAGACGUUUAAAACACCAGGAGAACGCAUGAAAGUCCCCGUUUGACAGCUGAUCUUUAUCUCUUCGUGUGUAUGUGGUCUAGCUGCAGACCUGCGCCCUCAGUACUCUGACGUCACGCGCACUCUCAGCGAGGGAACCGGAAAUACGUAAUUGGCUGCGUUAGCCCUGGCCCCUGUCGCUGAAGAAUUUUGCCUCCAAAACUUUUGCCUCUAUAGGAUUCGCUACCAAAGUCAGCUCUCUGCCAGCAGAUCUGGGCCAGAUGGACCAGUCAUCAGAGCUUGAGGUUAAAACCUCUGCUGAUCAGGGUGAGAGCAGCAGUGGUCUGCCAGUGGAUGAUGAGCUUGAUGGACUUCCAGUCUUUGGAACAGAUGAAGAUGAUUGGGAAAUAGACAGCAGCUUCGCUCAGAAAGCUUUCUCUCAGUUGGAUGGGAACAGCAAUGAUAAAAAUGAAAGUCAAGAUGGAGUGCCAACUAGUGGUGCUGAUGCAGAAGAGAAUAGCUCCUCUACCAAUGGAACCUCAGAAAUGGAUGUGGAGAGAGCGAAGGUUUCUGAAGACACCCCUGUUACCCCCUCAUCAGACACUAUUAUAGAUAUCCAAGACGUACAGUCGGAGCUUAGGAUUGAGUCAUCGCGAAGUGAUGCCAUCUUACAGCCAGAGAUUCCUACAGAAUCCACAGAUAGAGAAACAAAUUACUCACCUGUAAUAAGAAUUAAGGAUGAGCCUAUUGAUGAAGACUAUGAUAAAGCAUUAAUGCCCCAGUCCGACGUUAGCCGUAUUAAACAGGAGCUUGACGGUUCUGAAAAUAAUGAAAAUGAGGCCUCCUCUGCAUCUGAUGAAUUGAGGAUUAGCUCUGUUUUCUCUGUCAGUGGAAACAGCAAUGAUGCAGUUUCGGCGUCUGUGGCACACUCCCAGCCUUCUUCGUUCUCAGUAAUGUCCCAGAACACUGCUUCACUCAGAGGGACCACUAUACUUAUGCCAGCCCAAACCCAAACUCAGCUUCAACUCCGACUGCAGCCAAAGGCCCAGAUGCAUCCUCAAAUCCAGACCCACGGCCGAAUGCAGCCACCGAUUAUGCCGCAAACCCACCUGCAGCCCCAGCCGCCCCAGGUCCACGCUCCCCCACCCACAGUGAGGAUCUGCUGCUCGGGAUGUUCUAAAGUCCUCCAGAAGGGUCAAACGGCGUUCCAGCGAAAAGGCUCCAACCAGCUGUUUUGCUCCACUGUUUGUCUAACUAGUUUCAGUUUACCCUCGGUUCAGUUUACCCCUAUAAUCGCUCCUAAGAAAACCUGCCACCUCUGCCUUAAGGUCAUUGUCAAUCUGAAGGACUUGAUAACCAUCCCUGUGGGCUCUAUGAACACACUAAAGGAAUUUUGCAGCCAAGCUUGUCUAAGUAUUUAUAAAGACAGAUAUGAAGAUGCACCUCCGGAUAUAUUUACACACUGCAGCGUGUGUAAGUUGGUCAAAGAGAUUCAGCAUGAAGUGACUCAUCUGGGUGCCGUGCACAAGCUGUGCAGCGAUGAAUGCUUUGCACGCUUCAGAUCCUCCAGAAACCUCUAUAUGAGCUACUGCGAGAACUGUGGCAAUUGUACAGCCUCAGGAAACUAUCACCUGGUUCAGAUAGAGGAUAGUAUUAAAAAGUUCUGCUGCACCGAAUGCAUCAGCAAUUACAAACAGAAGAGUGGCAAGCGGCUUCACUGUCCCUACUGCCAAGAUAUCAAAAAUAUUGAACAAAUGAUGGAGGGGACAAACAUACAGGGUGUCACAGAAUUCUUCUGCUCUCAAAGAUGUGUGGCCCUGAGUCAAGCGUCUCCCAGUUUGACAGGCACCUCUUUCCCAUGCACAACUUGCAAGAAGGUAGCUGUUCCUCAGUAUCACCUUGCCAUUUCUGAUGGGUCCAUCAGGAACUUCUGCUCAUUAGAAUGUGUGGGCAAAUUCCAGGAGAAACUGAAUGCUUCUGUACCUCAUAACCAGAUGAAUGGAAACUCUCAUGGACCUCAGCCUCAGAACGCUGCACCACCUCGGCCUACCACCGACCAUCUCCAGCCCACCCAAACAUCAUCCAAUGUGCCUGGCCCAAGCUACAACCCUCCCCCACCUUUUGUACCACCCUCAAAUCAAAAUCCAGUUCCAACUUAUGUGCCAGCUCCUGGUGUGGUAAACUCACAAGACGCCCAGCAGCAAUGGCCAAACAAGCCUCCCUCGUCCUCUGACACAAUACGACUCACGUGCAGGCAGUGCCAGAAUCAGUUUAGCUCCAAGCCAGAGGUUUUCCAGUUUAAGGGUCAUGCAGGGUUGUUCUGUUCUCGAGCGUGUUGCGACACAUAUAAGAGGGAAAGCAACGUGAAAGCUGUGUGCGAGUACUGCAAACUAGAGAAAGUAGUCAAAGACAUCAUCACAUACGAAAAGCAGCCCAGAUCUUUCUGUUGUGAAGGUUGUAAACUGCUUUUUAAGCAUGAUCUCGCCAAACGACAUGGAGGUCAAUGCAGGGUUUGUGCUUACUGUCAAAACAUGACCCAUAAAACCAUUCAAAACUUCUUUGGGGGCAAACUGGAGGAGUUUUGCACAGAAGAGUGCAUGUCUCUCUACACCGUGCUCUUUUAUGAGAUGGCCAAGUGUCAUUGUUGUAAGAACCAGGGCUCACUUAAGGAAAGCCUCGUCUGGGAUGGAACAACAAAACACUUCUGUAACCUGUCCUGUUUGCUGCAGUUCUGUUCAAAGUGCAUUUCCCCUCAUCAGCCAGCAAGCAACGGUACUGUGUCUAAUACCACUACAGUCCAAGCUCCAUUAUCCUUGUCGAAGGACAUGCCUGUAAUUGGUGGUGUGGUGUCUCUGGCCUCCACAUUACCUGGAAAUACUGCUCUCACAGGAGCUCUACCUACCUCAAAUGCCAGCUCAAAAAACAUUGGGGAAGCCAGUACACAAACCGAUGCUUCAGUGGCUGCUAUUCCACAUCGACGAAUGUUGAAGAACAAAGCUCUCAUGUGCAGACCUAUUACUGAAGAGCAAGGUGUCCAGUGUCAGCCAGAGCCUCCAGUACCUCCAAAUAUGUCUGAAACAGUGAUUGACGAAAAUGGAGAGACGGUGAGGUUGGUGCCAGUGCCGGUGCCCAUUCCGAUGCCUGUCUACAUUCCAGUGCCAAUGCAUCUAUACACUCAGUACACACCUUUUCCAUUGGGGCUACCUCUACCGGUGCCUAUUCCCAUGGUCAUCCCUGGAUCUCAAGACACUGCUGAAAAGAAAGACACUAAAUGCAGCCUGCCUGCUCAGAGCUCAGUGGAAGAUGAUGAGGUGGAGAAAGGAAAAGACAAGCCUGCGUUACUUGACCAGGGCAGCACUUACAGUGGUGAUCUAGAGUCAGAGGCCAGAUCAACACCCUUCAGCUGGGCAGAUGCUGAGGAUCCUGGAGCCAACGUGAAGCCACUGGUAGCAUCGACAGAACGAGAGGAGCCGAUAGCUGCCCCUACUGUGUCUUUACCAUCAGAACAGCCAGAUCUGGAAAAUGAUUUUCCCCGUGCACCAAUUGACCCUGGAUCAGCUAAAGAGAAUAGACUGGUAUUGACGCUGAAGAGACGUAAGAGGGGCAGAGACAGCCACCCUCCCAGAAAAAGGGGUCGUAAGCGAUCUGGAACGGAUACAUCAGGCAGUGUUUGGCUUAGUACGUCCAGCUCAAAGCUUAACCAAAUGUACGGAGUCGAAGCUUGGGCCAGCUGGGUGAAAAUGAAAACAGGACAAAGUGAACAGGAUCAGGAGUCCGAAGGCCCCAUGACUGUGAAGCAGGAUGUGUUGCAGUGCACUUCUUCAGAUCUCAGUUACGGUCUGUGUCGUUUCAUCAAGGAGGUCCGCAGGCCGAAUGGCGAUGCAUAUGAACCCGACAGCAUCUACUACCUGUGCCUGGGCAUUCAGCAGUGCCUGCUUGAAAAUGAGCGUCUUGAGAAUAUCUUCACGGAUCCGCUCUAUAGUCAGUUCAUCACUGACAUCACCACACUGCUGAAGGAUUGGGGAAAUACAUUACCACCUGGAGGAUAUAUACACUCACGGGUUGAGGAGGAGUACCUUUGGGAGUGCAAGCAGUUGGGCGCUCUGUCUCCUAUAGUUCUGCUCAACACGCUGCUGUUCUUUGGAGCCAAGCUGCUCAACCUGAAAACGGUUGAAGAGCAUCGACGCCUUGCAUUCUCCAAUGUCUCCCACUGCUCGAAGACCACCAAAAAUGGCGUGUCCUCCUAUCUUCGGUUCAGACUUCCUAGCAAGGAAGAGGAAAAGGAAAAGGAAAAGGACAAGAAAGCACCUACUGCUAAAAGGAGGAAAGAGGAAGAGACGGUGGAAGAGGAGUUUUUGGAGAUGCCUGAGAAUGUGGAGAACCCCUUACGCUGUCCUGUCAGACUCUAUGAGUUCUAUCUCUCAAAAUGCUCAAACUCUGUGAAGCAGCGUCCGGAUCUUUUCUACCUGCAGCCCGAGGCCUCGUGCCACCCCAGCAGCCCUGUGUGGUACUCAGCCCAGGCAUUGGACAGCACUAUGAUGGAGAGCAUGCUCACACGUAUCCUAGCUAUACGGGACAUUCAUCUGGACUCUAAGCAUCAGCAAAAGUACCUGGACUCAUCAGAUGAGGAGAGCUCUUAAUUAGAACAUACAAACUUUGAGACCUUGCUUUGAAAAUGAACUAAAAAAAACUAUCAUGAGACAUUUAAUGACAUCUACGUAUUACUUUUAUUCAGACGGGAAUGGGAUGAAAACAGAAAUGAAAUUGUGCACAAGCUCAACAGACAUUCCUUAAGUCAUCUAUUCUAUCAUGAAUGUUAGACAGUUACAAUGAAAUUUGGAGGGAAUUGUUUGGUUUUUAGUCACAGUAGAUAUUGUUUCUCAGUAUUUAGUAUUAUUUAGUGCUUUUUAAGUUUAAACAUUCAUCAUGUCAUUGUUCGUAACCUUUGAAAAUAUAUAUAAAUUCUCAGA